AAGGCCCAAAUGAAAGCCGACAUCCUAUUAAACACCCUGGAUUUGCUAUCGCUCUCUUCUUUCUCUGCUGUGGACUCUUCGGCGGAUCAUCGAUAGCAGCUUUGCUAACCCUCUGUGGUCAGCCUUACAUCUCUCGCCCUCCUUUGUUGAUUCAUAUUCCUCGGCUUAUUGUUUCUGCUAAUAAUUUCUCGUCCAAGUUUCUGGAACAACUAGGAACGAGUUGGGUCAGUCAUGGCCAAGCACCAUCCCGAUUUGAUCAUGUGCCGGAAGCAGCCAGGUAUUGCUAUAGGACGACUAUGUGAGAAGUGUGAUGGCAAGUGUGUUAUCUGUGAUUCCUAUGUUCGUCCUUGCACGCUGGUGCGGGUUUGUGACGAAUGCAACUACGGUUCUUUUCAGGGUAGGUGUGUUAUCUGUGGAGGAGUGGGAAUAUCUGAUGCAUAUUACUGUAAGGAGUGUACCCAGCAAGAGAAAGAUCGGGAUGGUUGUCCCAAAAUUGUUAAUCUUGGGAGUGCUAAAACUGACUUGUUUUAUGAGCGUAAAAAAUAUGGUUUUAAGAAAAGAUGAUUGCUGGGUCGUAUUAUCUUUAGUGAUUUGGUUUUACUGGAGUUUACGUAGCUUGAAUGACAGAUUUUAAAAUGUUGGAAUUUUAGCUAGACUUCAGGUCUUGAGUUUGUUGUCUGUUAAAGAUGUUUUCUUCGAGAACUAUAAUUUAAUUGUUCCAGGGGCCUGAUUUAUGUUAUAUCUGUUAUGGAAAUAGCUAUUCGUAUUGCU
Durio zibethinus is the source of this 771-nucleotide messenger RNA. RefSeq names its product PHD finger-like domain-containing protein 5A. NCBI's taxonomy places the organism in Eukaryota, Viridiplantae, Streptophyta, Magnoliopsida, Malvales, Malvaceae. The record is from RefSeq and is a predicted model, not a curated record. Gene Ontology annotation, biological process: mRNA splicing, via spliceosome.